AUGAGAUGCUUGCACGAGGGCCAACCCGGGUGGGUCCAGCUGAUAGCAGAUGCACGCCAGGAUGGAAGAUGUAUUGAGGACAUCGAAAUUUGCAAAUAUGGAAGCCGUUACACACGUGGAAAACCAUGGGGUGAGGCAUGCGGUCGCUUUCGCCAGAGAAAAAAACCCCAAAAAAACCCCCCAUCAAGACCCGGUCUGCCCCCCCCCCCCCGCAACCCGCCCCUCCCCCACACAACAACCCCCCCGCCCCCCCCGCCCCCUUUCCCCCCGCGUCCCGCUACAUAA
Molecule: messenger RNA, 285 nt
Organism: Prunus armeniaca (apricot)
Lineage: Eukaryota; Viridiplantae; Streptophyta; Magnoliopsida; Rosales; Rosaceae
Source: the annotation of a GenBank genome assembly